Drosophila simulans is the source of this 901-nucleotide messenger RNA. Its product is annotated as huntingtin-interacting protein K. Gene Ontology annotation, biological process: protein stabilization; negative regulation of apoptotic process. NCBI's taxonomy places the organism in Eukaryota, Metazoa, Arthropoda, Insecta, Diptera, Drosophilidae. Bases 377 to 751 code for a protein of 124 amino acids. The record is from RefSeq and is a predicted model, not a curated record. The transcript is spliced from 4 exons.
UCAGCGUUCUGAUGAUUUUACUGUUUCUCUGGUUGGAAGUGUACAAUUGUUGAAGUACAAUUUUCAAACUACGCGCCUUCUGAAACAGGGCUGUCGUGUUCGAUCACAAACAGCCAGGUGGCAACGCUGUCACUCAGCAUAAAUGCAAUCAAUUUACUAAAGCAUUAAGAACAUAUAGAAAAAAGGCAACUUCCAAAUUCGAAAUCACAUAAGAAACUUCAAAAACUUAUAAAAUUAAAAACCAAAACCUCAUAGUUUAAUAGUUAAAUUCUGUCGAUUGUGUUAUCGCUAGUAGUCCAUCUCUAAUCGCACGAGGUGAAGAAAUCGCAAAAAAUUUCGGAACGUUUAUUGAAUUAAACACACAAAACAAUUGAAAAUGACGGAAGCAGCGGAAAUCAACGGCAGAGAAGAAGUGGAGGAUGACGAGCAGGAUCAAAAGCAAAAGAAAUCCGACGUGAAACGACAUGACGACGGCGCCGCAGAUUUGGAACGUGUGACGGAUUACGCCGAGGAAAAAGAGAUCUCUGCGGACAAUAUAUCCAGCGCCGUGGAACAGUUUGGCAACCAGCGUAACAAGGAGAACGAACUGCGAGUAGCCAAAGAAAAGGAGCUCCAGAAGGUCCAAGUCAAGAAGGAGGACAUUGAACUGAUUAUGAACGAGCUGCUGGUUAGCAAGGCGCAUGCCGAGAAAGUGCUCCGCGAGCAGAGCGGCGACGUGGUGGCCGCCUUGGAGGCCAUCAUCAGCAACUGAGGUGCUCGGGUUAUCCGGAGUAAUCGCCGUCUGUUCUUCUUUUAUGUAGCGUAACACUGCUUUAUUUGUACAUUUAUAAACUCUAGCGAAGAAAACAAUACAAAACAAGAUUUUUAAGCCCACAAGUUAGAGAAUGAGUGGCUAAACGAA